AUGGGACGGGGCCUUGCAGGGCGCCGGGCACCCUCGGAGCGGCGGAGCCAAACGGACUGUCAGCUGUUUUCCAUCCCUCAUAAUUCCCUGGCUGGAGCAGUUGGAGAAUUUGAAACUGCUCUACACUUGGCCUGUGCCAGUGGCCGUGUGCAAGUGGUCACUCUCCUGGUUAGCAGAAAAUGCCAGAUUGAUAUCUGUGACAAAGAAAACAGAACGCCUUUGAUACAGGCUGUCCAUUGCCAGGAAGAGGCUUGUGCCGUUAUUCUGCUGGAACAUGGCGCCCAUCCAAACCUUAAGGAUAUCUACGGCAACACUGCUCUCCAUUAUGCUGUGUAUAGUGAGAGCACCUCACUGGCAGAAAAACUGCUUUCCCAUGGUGCACAUAUUGAAGCACUGGACAAGGACAAUAAUACCCCACUUUUAUUCACUAUAAUUUGCAAGAAAGAGAAAAUGGUGGAAUUUUUAUUGAAAAAGAAAGCAAGUACACAUGCCGUUGAUAGGCUGAGAUGGUCAGCUCUCAUGCUUGCUGUAUACUAUGACUCACCAGGUAUUGUCAAUAUCCUUCUUAAGCAAAAUAUUGAUGUCUUCGCUCAAGACAUGUGUGGACGAGAUGCAGAAGAUUACGCUAUUUCUCAUCAUUUGACAAAAAUUCAACAACAAAUUUUGGAACAUAAAAAGAAGAUACUUAAAAAGGAGAAAUCAGAUGUUGGAAGUUCUGAUGAAUCUGCAGUCAGCAUUUUCCAUGAACUGCGUGUGGAUUCAUUGCCUGCAUUGGAUGACAAAGACUUGAGUGUUGCUACUAAGUGUGUCCCCGAGAAAGUAUCAGAGCCUUUACCUGGACCUUCGCAUGAAAAAGGAAACAGAAUAGUCAAUGGAUAAGGAGAAGGGCCUCCUGCAAAACAUCCUUCCUUGAAGCACUGAAGUGGAAGAUCCUGCUGUGAAAGGAGCAGUACAAAGAAAGAAUGUACAGACAUUCAGAGCAGGUACAUUUAAUGGAAUACUGGAAAUAAGUACAUUCAAUGAUUGGAAGUACUCACAUUAUUCUUAUUCCUAAUUCUAUUUGUUCAAAAUUGAAUGGAAGGCAUUGACAUAAAUGUUAUUGUUG
This is a messenger RNA of Gorilla gorilla gorilla (western lowland gorilla), 1105 nucleotides long. RefSeq names its product putative ankyrin repeat domain-containing protein 20A4. Lineage: Eukaryota; Metazoa; Chordata; Mammalia; Primates; Hominidae. The record is from RefSeq and is a predicted model, not a curated record. Gene Ontology annotation, molecular function: protein binding. The transcript has 11 exons. The coding region runs from base 1 to 879 and encodes 292 amino acids.